Molecule: messenger RNA, 3876 nt
Organism: Caretta caretta (loggerhead turtle)
Lineage: Eukaryota; Metazoa; Chordata; Testudines; Cheloniidae
Gene: FBXO3
Product: F-box protein 3
Cellular component (GO): cytoplasm
Molecular function (GO): protein binding
Source: RefSeq, a predicted model, not a curated record
GAGGGGCGGGGCUCCCCGGGCAGCAGCAACAGCAGCAGGCCCGGCCGGGCGCGGAGGGAGGGAGGCCUUUCAAGAUGGCGGCGUCCGUGGAGCCGGAGCCGCAGCCGCAGCCCCUGAGCCUGGAGCUGCUGCCCACCGACCCGCUGCUGCUCAUCUUGAGCUUCCUGGACUACCGGGACCUCCUGAGCUGCUGCUAUGUAAGUCGAAGAUUAAACCAGCUAUCAAGUCAUGAUCCAUUGUGGAAAAGACACUGCAGGAAAUACUGGCUUUUAUCUGACGCAGAGAAGACUCGGAGAAAUCAGAGCUGGAAGGCUAUCUUCAUAAGUAUUUACUCUGAUUUAGGAAGGUAUAUUCAAUAUUAUGCUACACUUAAAAAAGCCUGGGAUGAUCUAGAGAGUUACUUGGGACAGCGGUGUCCCCGGAUGAUUGGUUCUUUGAAAGAUAGUGUGCAGGAGGAAGACCUAGAUGCUGUGGAAGCACAAAUAGGCUGCAAACUCCCUGAUGAUUAUCGAUGUUCAUUUCGUAUUCAUAAUGGACAGAAACUAGUUGUUCCUGGGUUGAUGGGAAGUAUGGCACUAUCCAAUCACUAUCGUUCUGAGGAUUUAUUGGAUAUUGACACAGCAGCUGGAGGAUUUCAACAGCGUCUUGGUUUGAAACAAUGUCUUCCUCUCACCUUUUGCAUUCACACUGGCCUGAGUCAAUACAUGGCACUGGAGUGUGUGGAGGGUCGUAAUAAAUAUGAGAUCUUCUACCAAUGUCCAGAUCAGAUGGCCCGUAAUCCAUCUGCUAUUGAUAUGUUCAUUACAGGUACUUCUUAUUUGGAAUGGUUCACAUCUUAUGUAAACAAUGUCGUAACAGGUGGCUAUCCCAUCAUCAGGGACCAGAUUUUCAGGUAUGUUCAUGAUAAGGAGUGUGUGGCCACAACAGGAGAUAUUACUGUUUCAGUCUCCACGUCUUUUCUACCUGAACUCAGUUCUGUACAUCCACCUCAUUACUUCUUCACUUACAGAAUCAGAAUUGAGAUGUCCAAAGAUGCUCUCCCUGAAAAGGCUUGUCAGUUGGACAGUCGGUACUGGAGAAUAACCAAUGCCAAAGGUGAUGUAGAAGAAGUUCAGGGUCCUGGAGUCGUUGGAGAAUUUCCAAUAAUCAGCCCAGGUCGAGUUUACGAAUAUACCAGCUGUACUACCUUCUCCACUACUUCAGGAUACAUGGAAGGAUACUAUACCUUCCACUGUCUCUACUAUAAGGACAAGUUCUUUAACGUCAUAAUUCCCAGAUUUCAUAUGGUAUGCCCAACAUUCAAGGUGUCUACAGCACGCAUGGUGACCAUUAAUGAUAUCACACUCCUGAGGAUAACACAGAGAGAUAAAGAACGGAUGUUGCUUGAAUGCCAGCAAACACCAGGACCACAUGCUGCCAUGCUUUCUUAUGCAAUGAUUCCAGACUACGUGCUACUGGCCUGCUGUGGUAAAGCGUCCUACAACGGAGGAUGCAAUAAGGCUGCCCUCCCCAGAAACCUUUUGCAAAGGCUUUGGGAGUACCUCCAGGACAGCUUCAUUGAGAUGUCCCUGGAGGAUUUCCGCUCCAUCCCCAGACACGUUAACAGACUUUUCCAGUAGCUGUACUGGCUGCGAAUGCAUCCCAAGUCUUCAGGGCAAAUUAGUCAUUUAAAUGCUUGCUUUUAAACCGUGUAUUAUAUUUACAAAGGUAUACUCACCAGAGGUGCCUUCUCCGCCUUCAAGGUCCGGGAGCCUGGGUUGGGAGGGUUGGAGGAUAUUGGCUCCAGGGUGAUAAAUAGUUCCUGGCUGUCGGGGAGAACAGUUUAUCCACUUGCCUGGUGUGCACUGUCUUCAACCUCCUCCUCAUCAUCAUCUUCCUCAUCCCUGUUGUGUGAAACUCCCUUGCAGGAGUCCAUGUACAAGUGUGGGGUAGUUGUAGGAGAACUGCCUAGAAUUGCAUGCAGCUGCUUAUAGAAGCGGCAUGUCUGGGGCUCUGACCCCGAGCGGGCGUUUGCCUCUUGGGUUUUUUUGUAGGCUUGCCUGAGCCUCUUAAGUUUCACACGGCACUGCUGUGGGUCCCUGCUGUAGCCUCGGUCCUUCAUGCCCUUGGAAAUUUUUUUCAAAUAUUUUGGCAUUUUGUCUUUUGGAACAGAGUUCUGGUAGCACGGAUUUGUCUCCCUAAACAGCAGUCAGAUCCAGUCCAUGCUGGAGCUCUUUUGCGAUUCUGGGACUCCAUGGUCACCUCUGCUGAGGAGAUCUGCACGGUCACCUGUGCUGAUCAGCUUGCCAUGCUGGCCAAACAGGAAAUGAAAUUCAAAAGUUCACAGGGCUUUUCCUGUCUGCCUGGCCAGUGCAUCUGAGUUGAGAGUGCUGUCCAGAGAGGUCACAAUGGAGCACUGCGGGAUAGCUCCCAGAGUCCAAUACUGUCGAAUUGCGUCCACCCUAACCCAAAUUUGACCUGGUGAUGUUGAUUUCAGCGCUAAUCCCCUCAUCGGGGAGGAGUACAGAAAUUGAUUUUAAGAGCCCGUUAAGUCGACAAAAAUGGCUUUGUGUGGAUGGAUGCAGGGUUAAAUUGAUCUAAUGCUGCUAAAUUCGACCUAAACUCGUAGUGUAGAUCAGGGCUGAGAUUGAUCCACUGGUGGUCAAUUUAGCGGGUCUAGUAAAGAACCGCCAAAUCAACAGCAGAUCGCUCUCCAGUCAACCCCUGUACUCUACCCCUGACAAGAAGAAUGAGGUAAGUAAACGAGAGAUUUUUUUCCUGUAGACCCCGCAGUAACUCGACCUAAAGUACAUUGACUUCAGCUACGUUAUUUACGUAGCUGGAGUUGUGUAGUGUAGGUCAACUUACCGUGGUAGUGUAGACAUAGCCCUGAUUAACAAACAAAGCAGGUAUAGCUACCAGUUCUAGAUGAAGGCCUUUAUUUUUUGGGGAGGUGUUGGGGUUUUUUAAACACUUGGUCUGUUACAAGCCUUUUCAGAUGUUAAUUGGGGUGAAGAAAGGUGCAUAUAAUAUCCAAUUCUUAUACCCCUUUUUUAAAGAAGUUACAUGUUCCUGAAAUAUGCCCUUUCGGUCUUUUAUAACUUGUUUUUCUGAUUAAUAUUUUUAAAGGGGAUAACGUGAACAGACUAAAGGCUGGCUUAAAUUUUACUUUUUUUAAUUUAUGAAUUACUUUUUGGGUUAGCUCUUGUGGUUGUGCUGUUUUACAGGAUUAGUUAACCCAGCUCAGUUAGUUCUACGUUCACCAUUUUCAUGUUUUUUGUGUGAUUUGUUUAGUAAACAUAACUAACCAUGACCGUAGUGAUUUUUUUUUUACAUCAGCACAAAUACACAGAGACCCUGGUUAAACAUCUAAAGUACAUAAUUGUGUCAGUGUCCAAGUGUAAUGUUAGCACUUUCAGUAAACUUUCAUACAGGCUGUCUGGUGCCAGGGAAAAAACCCACUCCCAGAAUUCUUCAGCAAAUUCAGACUUACCAAGCUUUACCAAACUCAUGUCAACCACAGUAAUUUAUAAUAAUUCAACACCAUUCCAACAGUUAGUGAGUCAGAUUCUGAUCUCACUGGUCUACUUAGUUUAUGAAUAAAAGUUUAAACAGAUUAUAAAUAUAAUUGCCAUGUAGAUUAAAUUUUAUAAAAUUGAUACAUGAAAACAAAUCUGAUUUAACAGUAUUUUAAUAUUUAUAAUAAUUAGUCUUUAUCUGAGACUGACUUUAAAUGUGAUGUAAAUGACAUCUUGAUUUUAAUUUUUUUGUUACAUUGUUAGCACUUGAUCAGAGUGAGAUUUAGGAGGCAAUUAAGUACUUAGUUAAACAUGGGGGUGUCUUGUUUAUAGGAAACUAAUCAUAAUGAAUAUGCUAUGGAUGAAGAUGAAGACUCAA